Molecule: messenger RNA, 1144 nt
Organism: Osmerus eperlanus (European smelt)
Lineage: Eukaryota; Metazoa; Chordata; Actinopteri; Osmeriformes; Osmeridae
Exons: 3
Coding region: 43-381 (112 amino acids)
Cellular component (GO): cytoskeleton
Molecular function (GO): structural molecule activity
Source: RefSeq, a predicted model, not a curated record
CUUUCUCCCCGUGUCCUGUAGGUGGCGGCGUUGGAGGGUAACAUGGGAGAGACGGGUCAGAAGUAUGCCCUGGAGAUGGAGCGCCUGCAGGCCACGCUGACCCAGCUGGAGGACGACCUCUCCCAGCUGCGUCUGGACAUGCAGCGCAACAAGACCGACUACGAGCAGCUGCUCCGCAUCAAACAGAACCUGGAGAUGGAGAUCGCCACCUACAGGAGGCUGCUGGAAGGGGAGGAGAUGAUCAAGGAGGUCCCUCCCCCUAAGAAGGAGCCGGACGUGCGCACCAGGAAGAUCGUAAAGGUGGUCACCCAAACCAUGAUCAACGGCAAGGUGGUGGACGAGUCCAGCGAGGUGGAGCACAUCGAGGAGCCGAAGAAGUGAGGGCGGGAGGCAUCCUCAUCAGCUUCACAUCCUCAUCAUCCUCAUCAGCUUCACAUCCUCAUCAUCCUCAUCAGCUUCACAUCCUCAUCAUCCUCAUCAGCUUCACAUCCUCAUCAUCGUUAGCAGCAAACACAUCCUUGUCCUCCCCCAUAUCUUCAUCAUCAAAAAUGUAUUUUGUAUAUUCAUCAUCAUCGUUAUCCUCAUCCUCACUGGUGCUAGUGCUUUUCCAGCAGGAAAACAUCAGUGUUUGUCAUUAAACAGGCUCUGUUUACCGUUCUGGUCAGUUCUCUGACCUCCACAUGGGAUUUCUUUGAUCUUUUUUUAUCCUUGUAUUCUUUUACCCAUUUCAAUACCGAGUUGGUGUUAUAUUUACAUGUAUGUUGUUAGUGUAGAGACCUGUCACAGAAAUCUCUGUCCCCCGCAAGUUAGGAGCUAGUCUAGAAGUGUUUCCCUGUCAAAGACAAAUCUGCUUCUGAUAUUCUGUAGUGUUCAAUCCUGUAUUGCUCCAUGUAUGUCAUUGAAGGUCCAUUCUCUGGCUUGCUGGAGCUUUUGGGAGUUACAGGAAAGACAGGCACCCUUCUACUGUUUUACAAGGAGCCUGGUUUUGACUUUUUGCAUUAAUAUAUUUAUUUCUCAUCUUGGUAAGUAGGUAAAUAGGUCUCUGUCUUUGGUAAUGAAUUUGAAUUUUCAUAUUUCGUCCUUCAAUGUGUGUUUGUAAACUUGUAACAAGGUUUGAAAUAAAGGUGAAUGAUGCUAAAACAAA